AUGGUUUUCCACGAAACAGGACGGGACGGAUCGGGGAUUUUUUUAGGAAAUGUGCUUGUUUGUCAAACCACAGGUACAUGUAGAUGUCUAUCGGAAGUCGUUGUUUCUCGUGGUGUUGGUGUUGCGUUCACGGCGACCUUUUUGAGAACAUCACUGAAGCCCCUCCGCUCUCGGCCAGAACACCAUUUAGUGUGGCGAGCAAACAUCAUUACAUUACCAGCAUCAGGUUCUGCCAUGUCAUCUCCCAAGGAUACGGUGGCGUUUAUCGGUCUGGGCGUGAUGGGUUAUCCCAUGGCCAGGAACCUUCGGGCUGGUCUGGGUUCUGACAAGACCCUCCUCAUCUGUGACGUCAACACCGAUGCUCUCGAGAGGUUCAUGGCUGAGGUCUCAGUUUUGGGGAGAGGUCCAGUCCGGAUUGUACAAAAUGGAUUCGAGGCAGCCAAGCAAGCUGACACGGUCAUCACUAUGCUUCCAAACUCUUCGUCCGUUCUAGCCGUUUAUCUCGAUGCGUCCACUGGAAUACUCCCGGCACUCCCCGAACCUUUGGACCAUAACGCCUGUGGCUCAAAGCUGCUCAUGGAAUGUGGCACAAUAGAGUCGUCAACAAUUCUCACCGUCUCUCGCUCCAUACCCGAGAACUGGGCAACCUUUGUGGAUGCUCCUGUGUCCGGCGGUCCUAUGGGGGCUCAGAACAAGUCCCUAACUUUUAUGGUCGGCUGUCCACCACCGCUCUCCGCCUCUGUGUUUCCCCUCGUCAAGUCUUUUCUGCGUCAUAUGGGUGAUCCAGACGGUAUCUUCCUUUGCGGAGACGUUGGAGCCGGCACGGCAUUCAAAAUCAUCAAUAAUUACCUGUCAGCCAUAACGUCGCUGGCUGCAUCCGAAGCUUUAAACAUAGGAGUUAAGGCUGGGUUAGAUCCCCGGUUACUGACUCAAGUAAUCAAUGCCUCCGGGGGCCAGUGCUGGGUCACAAGCAAGUCAAACCCGGUACCAGGGGUUCAAGAUAAUGUUCCGAGCACCAGGGGAUACGAAGGGGGUUUUAGGAUAGAGCUUUGUGCCAAAGUGUUGGGAAUGGGCUCGAAGCUGGCCCGGGAUGUGGGUGCGAGAACAGUGCUGGACGAACCUACACUGAAUGCGUUUAGUGAGGCGAUGGAGGACGAGAGAUACAAAGGGAAGGAUGCCAGGGUCGUGUUCAAGUGGUUGAAUGAUCAAUGA
Molecule: messenger RNA, 1212 nt
Organism: Podospora pseudocomata
Lineage: Eukaryota; Fungi; Ascomycota; Sordariomycetes; Sordariales; Podosporaceae
Exons: 3
Coding region: 1-1212 (403 amino acids)
Biological process (GO): L-valine catabolic process
Cellular component (GO): mitochondrion
Molecular function (GO): NADP binding; NAD binding; 3-hydroxyisobutyrate dehydrogenase activity
Source: RefSeq, a predicted model, not a curated record